Molecule: messenger RNA, 1692 nt
Organism: Hemicordylus capensis (graceful crag lizard)
Lineage: Eukaryota; Metazoa; Chordata; Lepidosauria; Squamata; Cordylidae
Gene: AIG1
Product: androgen induced 1
Exons: 7
Coding region: 196-912 (238 amino acids)
Cellular component (GO): endomembrane system; membrane
Source: RefSeq, a predicted model, not a curated record
CAGAAUCCAAGCACAGCUCUCUGUAGAGAACCCGGAGCUUUGCAGGUGCGCGCCUCGCGCCAGCCCGCUCUUCUGUUUAGAGGUCCGCAGGAAGACACACGCGCGCCACAUUCAAGGCAGGAAAGCGCGUCCCCGUGGCCUCGAAGCCGCCGGCAUCAUUCCGAGCUAGGCAGGCCUAAGUUAUAAAGUAGCAACAUGGCGCUCGUGCCCUGUCAGGUGCUGAGAGUCGCCAUCCUCCUCUCGUAUUUCUCCAUCCUGUGCAAUUACAAGGCCAUUGACAUGCCAGCGCAUCAAACCUAUGGAGGCAGCUGGAAAUUCCUGACAUUCAUUAAUCUGGUUAUUCAAGCCGUCUUUUUUGGCAUCUGCGUAUUGACGGACCUUUCCAGCCUUUUGACUAAAGGAAAUGACAGCCAAGAACAAGAAAGACAGCUAAAAAAAUUAAUUUCUCUCCGUGACUGGAUGAUGGCCGUUUUAGCUUUCCCUAUUGGAGUUUUUGUUGUGACAAUGUUUUGGAGCAUCUACAUCUAUGACAGAGAACUGGUGUACCCAAAGCUCCUUGAUAAUUUUAUACCACCUUGGUUGAAUCAUGGAAUGCAUACAACUGUUUUGCCUUUUAUAUUAAUUGAGAUGAGAACAACACAUCAUAAUUAUCCCAGCAGGACCUGUGGACUGGUUGCUGUGUGCUUUUUCUCUGUUGGCUACAUAUUAUGGGUCUGUUGGAUUUAUCAUGUAACGGGGGUUUGGGUGUACCCUCUCCUAGAUUACCUUGGCUCAGGUUCUAAAAUUAUCUUCUUUGCAACUGUAACUGCAAUAAUUAACAUCUUCUAUUUGCUGGGUGAAAUACUAAAUAACUGCAUCUGGGAUACACAAAAAUGUAUGGAAGAAGGAAAGGAGAAGCCUAAACUGGACUAAAUAUAGGAUGAAAGAAGAGAAAUGAUGACUUGCUGCUAUGUGGAAGGCAUCUUUAGUGUCAAGAGACGUUGCAAGAGGAGGCAAUUUACAUGGAACAGUGCAUCCAGGAUAUUUUAUUUUUCUAAAAAGGGAUAUUGCUUUAGUGACCCACUCCUUCCCGAUAUCUGUUAUCUGCCCAUGAGAAUUCAUAUGAUGGUUAUUUCCACAGAGUCCUCAACACAUGCCAUUAUGCAUAUCAAUUUUAAGUGUCUUUUCCUGUGGUAGUAAGAAGAAUGAAGGGGUCUGUUCUGUCUCUGAUUUGGAAACAAGAUUAGGCAGACCAAAAUUGAAUCAGCAGGGAAAUAACCUACAUUUGUGGCUGUAUCAUAACGCUGCAUCUGCCAAAUGGUGAAGCCAUCUUCAUUAGCCAAUCAAAGAGUUCUGUUGAAUUUUGAUCAUCAAAUAGCUGGCAGUAAGUGUUGGGAACAGCAAGGGUCAACUGGGGUGGCUGUAGAAGAUUCAGGGAUGGAGGUUAUCUGUGGAAGACGGUACACCUGGGCAACCCAGAGCAAAAAUUCAAACUCAGUUUAUGCCCCUCCGCAAUUUUAAAAAAUUGUUUUAAUUGUUCAUGAUAAAACAUGAUAUAAAUACAAAUGAGCAGGUGUGACGUAAGACUGCUUUUACUCAGUGGUACUAAUAACUAUACCAGUUCCAGCAAGCUCUAAUUGCAGUUGAAACAUACAUGCAUAUUGUUAUUAAAGUACAAAACCACAUUAAUAAAGAACAAAAUGUCCCCCCAUA